This is a messenger RNA of Arctia plantaginis, 1341 nucleotides long. The record is from the annotation of a GenBank genome assembly. NCBI's taxonomy places the organism in Eukaryota, Metazoa, Arthropoda, Insecta, Lepidoptera, Erebidae.
AUGGAUGAGGAUAAGUUUGCUUUGGUUGAGAAAAUAUUGAAGGACCUCGAUAAUGUUAUGUCGAAAAACGCUGAGUUGUGUGCUUUCGACAUAGUCCCCGUGGAGUGUAACUUCCAAAAUAAGUCGCCUGUCCUACAUUUAGAGAAUUGUUUAGGAUUGGAGUCAUGGUGUGUAAAGCAUGUUUAUAUGUAUUGCUAUUCUGAACUUAUGGAUAAAUAUUUCACGAAGCCAAAGCGUAAAAUCGCCAAACCCUCGUCAAUGAAUUCUGAGAGGUUGUCUCGAUUACUAAAUGUUACUAUUUUAAUUAAUCCUGAUAUUACAUCACUGUGGAAUAAAAGGAGAGAAAUGGUCAUGAAGUCAUUAUUGGAGAAGUCAAGGGAGUUACAGUUCACGAAGUUAGUGUUGUCAAGAAAGCCCAAAUGUAAUGAUGCCUUUGGGUAUAGAAGAUGGAUAAUAGAAGCAAUACUUAAAGAUGAUGCUGUUCAGAGCAACUACAUAGAAAAUAUAAUUAAUGAUGACUUACAAAUCUGUGAGAUAGCUUCUGAUAAGAGUCCAAACAACUAUCACAGCUGGAACCAUCGAAUGUGGAUUCUAAAAACUCUCAAGAAUAUAAGAAAACAGUUUGAUUUAAAUUUCAUACACAUUAAAGAAUAUGGCUUUUCUGAGCGGUGGUCAUCAAAGCAUGUGUCAGAUUUCAGUUGCUUUCAUUAUCGCCAGUUCUGUAUACAAAAUAUCUUUACAAUUAAAGAUGACAGUUGGAGAUCUUUUGAGAAUACUGUUGAUGUAAAUCUCAGGAAAACCUUUAUCGGAGUUCUCGCUAAAAAUUUCUCUAAUGAUGUCAUGGGACAACCUUCAGAGGAGAAACUGCUGACCUAUAGUGAUGAUAAUAUUAUUAAUUUAAUACUUGGUUAUUCUGCAAAAAAUUGUAACUGCCCGCAAAAUAAUACACAUGAAUUUAGGAAAUUAGUAAUUUUGUUCCAUGAAUUAGUUUUAAAUAACGAAUUACUAAGGUUUUACAAGUUUCAUGAGACUUUGUGGUAUCACAGACGUUUUAUAGUUCAUGAGGUUAUAGCUAUUAUCUAUGAUCACUUUGAUUUGAUCAGACAGAAUGGUGCUCUGGUAAAGAAUGUAUGUAGGAAAUGUAACAGAGAAGAAGUGAGACAGAAGCAAGUUAAAAUUGUAAGGUAUGAUAGUAAUAGAAUAUAUUCCAGUCUACUGUUCAAUGUUUUACUCACUCAUGAGAAAAAAUUUGUUGAAGAGAGGAGAAGUGAUUCAGACAAUUAUGCUGAUAGACACGAGAAGUAUUUGAAGUUUGUGGAAGGUCUCAAUACUAUGAUGUAA